CGGGGAACGUGCGUUUAGGCGAGGACGAUCUCUCGUCUCUCGUGGUCGUGGUUCUUCGUGGAGGCUCUAUGGCCGUAUGCCGUAUGGCUGUGCAAUCUGUAGUCUCUGUAGUCUGUAGUAAAAUCCAGUCACCACAGCACGACUGAGCACAACUUGGCAGGCACAGCCAGUCAACCCACGGGCGUAGAUGUAGAAACAUGUCAUUUAUCGUUCCCGUAAACUCACUCCACUAAACAAAUUUCUCUCUACAUUAUAUUAAAUUAAUAAUUAUUAUUUAAAUAAUAAAUAAUUAAAACCUCAUACUUAACUUCAAGACUGAAAUAUUUACAACAUCAAUACUCAUUAUAUUUUGUAUAUUUAAAAUUCUGUUGACGUUAACCCAUAGGAUAAACAAUCUAGUGAUUAAUAUUAAUUAUAAAAAUAUAUAAUAAUUAAGUGUGAACGGGUUUUUUUUUUAAAAUAAGUGCAGUGUCAAACGUGAUUUUAAAUCGUGACAUCAAAGUGUUUACUUUUUUAAAUUGUGGAUAUAAAAUAAUACAAUUUAAAAAAAAAAAAUUGCAUUGGAUAUUUUGGAUAAAUAUAAAUAUUUGUGAUAAUAAUAUUAUUUAAAUACGUAAUGUAUUAAAUAUUUAAAUAAAAAUAUAUAAAUAAGUGUGUAACAUAACAGUGACGACAGUUUGAGCGUCUUAUGAGGGUCCCAUGGCUACCGGAUUGGUCAAGUGGUGGCGAACACGAUUUCUCGCUGGCUAUAAGCCUUUUUCCGUUGUCGGUGGAAUUGCUGAAGGAAGUGACUCUGAAGAAUUAUUAUCAGCAAGUGUACCAUCAGAUUUAAACAGCACAUCAUUGCCACCAUCAGCAACAUUAAAUACUGCAACAUCAACGUCAUCACUAGUAUCAGUAUCGGUACCAGUUAUUGUACCGGAAACGUUAUUACCAGAACCUUUAAUACCGGAAAUUCUGCCACCAUCAUCAUCCGCAAGAGUAUCACCGGUUAUUAUUAAUAAUACUAUUCCAUCAACAUCAGCAUCAGCAUCAGCACCAACAACAACAGCAACAACAACUACUCCAGCAGUUGUAUCUAGUACGACAAAUAAUGAUGAACAACCGGCUGUGUCAAAUACAAGGCAAUUUAGCUUUGAGGAAUUCGAGUGUGAUGUAUCUGUUGCGGAGGAUAACAGAAGACGACAAGAAUUUUCUUUUACUCUUUAUGACUUUGAUGGACACGGCAAGAUAACUAAAGACGAUAUAGCUGGACUUGUAACUUCCAUUUACGAUACUCUCGGUACGUCAAUUGAAGUACCACCAUGCGGUAGUAAAACGAUAAAAGUUAAACUCACUGUAUCGCCGGAUAAAAAUGUAGACGAGGGUGUUGGUGGUGUUAGUAAUAGUGGUGGUGGAAUUGAUCCUGGUACUGGUGAAGCUCAAACUCCUGCUGUUAAAAAAACCCCAACAGUACUAAUACCAACAACUAGUGUUGUUAACGCAAGUACGUCAUGCUGUCACAUCAAACCCGUCAAAUCGUGCAGUCACGCGACACAUGCCAACCGUAGGGUUCCAAGAAGACGUAGAAUUCUACGUAAUCGUGCACAGACAGAAUUAAUUGCCGAGUGGCAUAGUGAAGAAGAUGUUGAUAAUGUUCCAGGAAAUAUUUCUAAGCAAGAAGAAUUACGUAGACGUGUAGGUGGUGGAUCUGUUCAUGUACCAACACCUUAUUCAAAUAGUUCCGAAGGUGAUGUCAGUGAUGACAGUGAUUUUUCACCAACAGUAACACCAUUUACACCAUUAGUUACAACGAAUCACCGUAAACGUAGUGGUUCAAUGCAACGACAACAAUUACUUGAAAUAAUUCAAGCAAAUAUGGAGAAGAAUAAUCUCAGUUUUCAUGCAUCUAGGAAACGACAUCAAAGUGAACACCUCCGCGUACCUCUUCAACGUCCUUAUGCUGCUGUCUCACCAAUGAGCCCAAUGUAUGUACAAACCAGCAGUAGACCACCGUCUGCGAGUCGUCAACCUCCUCCGGCCUAUCACAAACCGGUUAGAGAGUACUCACAUCAUCAUGCCACGUCUCUUUCUAAACUACCUGCCAAAGCUCGAGAUAAUCAGCGGAAAAUACAAAAUCAUAAUUCACAUACGACGACAAAUUUUAGUAGUAGUAUUGAUACUAAUAUAACAGUACCAACAACAAUUACAGCAGCGACAACACCAACUCAUCAACAUCAACAUCAGCAUCAACAGCCAAAUUCUAAUUCUAAUAAACAUCAUUAUCGUAAUAAUUUACAGUCAACGAUAAUGACAACACCGACGACUGCUAACACAGUAGUUGGGCAUAAUAUAUUUAAUACUGAGUCAAUACAAAAAAAUCACAUAAAUAAUCAACGUAAUAAUGAUCAUGCUCAUCAUAAUUAUGUACAGUCAUUGAAACAGCAAAAGGCAUCUGUCAAUAAUAAUAAUAAUAAUAGUAGUAGUAAGGCUAGUAAAAAACAUCAAUUAAAACAUGCAACACGUGAACAAGAGCAAGCACGAGCAAUGCAACAAGUUGUACGUUGGUUAGAACAAGAAUUUUCAUCACAAAAUCCUGAUAAUGAUACUAAUAAUACUGGACGUAGGCAUGUACAUGAACACAUUCAUCAUCACUAUCAUCAUUAUCAUGCUGAUCCAGUAGUCUGAUAAUUAAAUAAAUAUUUUUUUCUACCAAAAUAAUUCUUUAUUAAUUUAUAUAUUAAUGUAAAUAGACUGAUUUAAAGGCCUAUUUGUUGUGACAAUGCUUCGAAAAUGAAAAAAAACAAUCAUGCAAUUUAUAUUUAAAUUUUUAUUUUGAACGAGGUAAAAGCCCCUAUACCCGCUCAGUACCAUUAGUCGCGUUUUUUAUGUUUUCUGAAAAAAAUUUCAACUAAAAAAAUUAUUAUUGGUAAAUAAUUAUUUGUGAAUCUAAAUAUGGUUACGUAACAAAUGAUCCAAAGACAUAUGAUCCGCGACAAUUGAUCCUUGCGACGAUUGAUCCGUCGAUAAAAUGCGUGUAACAUGAAAAAUUACGCCUUUUUUUCACUAAUUUUGUGUGCGUGUAACAUAAAAAAUAUACUCACACACAAAUUAGUGAAAAAAGGGUGUAAUUUUUCAUGUUACACGCAUUUUAUCGACGGAUCAAUCGUCGCAAGGAUCAAUUGUCCUCGGAUCAUCGGUCGUGUCACCUCUAAAUAUAUAUCAAAAUAUGAUGUAUUAAAUUAUUUUAUAAUAGAGUAUAAAUUUAAAUCAAGUGACUGUUUUAAAAAUCGCGCUCAACCGGGCAUUUUAUACUUCCAUUCGUUAGAUUAAAUUCAGGUUACAUCAAAUUUUUUAAGAAUUAUUAUUAUAUCUUAUUAAAUAUACUUUUAAAAUUCAUUAAAUUUUAUAUUAUGAUUAAUUGAUAGUCUUUGAGCGGCUAUAGGGCCAUGUGCUGGUCGAGUAAUGGUACAUCACAACUUUUAGUGAGCGACUAUGGGUACACUCAAGGAUCUUAUUUAAAAAAUUGAUAAUAAUUAAUUAUCAACAUUAUUCUUCAAACUUAAAUUUUAUUCUAAUACUUAAAAUUACAAAAAAUGACUAAAAAAAAAAAAAUGGUUCUUCAUUUUAUUUAUUAAUUAAUAUUGAGUGAUUUAAUCUCACUCCAAUGAAAAGUGAGCGGGUAGAGGGGCUUUAUCUUACGGGAAAAAUAUUAUGUCCUUGUACGACUUGAAUUAAAAUUUUUUAUUUUGUAAUGAGUAGCAAAAUUAUGAUUGAAUGAAAAAAAAAAAAAUUAGGUGUAGAUAAAAAUUUUUCUAGUAAGUCAAUUUGAUAUAUUGACUGAUUUUUUUUUUUUUUUUUAUAAUAUUUUUUAUGUAAUUGUGUGUUCGAUUAAUGUAUACAAUAUAUUAUUGUAAUUAAACAGGAUGGUCCUGUUUAUUUGUGCGUCCGACAUUGUGACAAUAUUUUUCUAUUAGUCUCAAAACAGAGUAUUAAUAAAUAUAUAAAUAUAUAUAUAUAUAAAU
Microplitis mediator is the source of this 4004-nucleotide messenger RNA. RefSeq names its product protein naked cuticle homolog 2 (gene nkd). The transcript is spliced from 5 exons. The record is from RefSeq and is a predicted model, not a curated record. Gene Ontology annotation, molecular function: calcium ion binding. Gene Ontology annotation, cellular component: cytoplasm. NCBI's taxonomy places the organism in Eukaryota, Metazoa, Arthropoda, Insecta, Hymenoptera, Braconidae. Bases 700 to 2667 code for a protein of 655 amino acids. Gene Ontology annotation, biological process: negative regulation of Wnt signaling pathway.